Molecule: messenger RNA, 916 nt
Organism: Durio zibethinus
Lineage: Eukaryota; Viridiplantae; Streptophyta; Magnoliopsida; Malvales; Malvaceae
Product: nuclear transcription factor Y subunit B-6-like
Biological process (GO): regulation of transcription by RNA polymerase II
Cellular component (GO): nucleus; CCAAT-binding factor complex
Molecular function (GO): protein heterodimerization activity; DNA-binding transcription activator activity, RNA polymerase II-specific; RNA polymerase II cis-regulatory region sequence-specific DNA binding
Source: RefSeq, a predicted model, not a curated record
AAGGGUCAUGCAGCUGCAUGCUCAGCCGUGCUUCUGAGAGUCAAGUGGGAGAGUGCUGUAUAUCCCUACUCACUGCCCAAAAAUAAAAAGCUAAAACAUCGUACGCAUCGCCUUACCACGUGGUUUUACCUUUUCAGCACUAUAAAUGUUGACACUUGCCAAGUGCACUCUUCACAUCUUUUUAAUUACUAUUAAGACCGCAAGAUUUGCUCUAAAAAUUGUCUGCGUGUGAGAGAGGGAUCCAGCUAGGGGAGAGUAACAAAGGAGAUCGAAAGAGAUGGAACGUGGAGGCUUCCAUGGCUACCGCAAGCUCCCCGCUAAUACCUCCGCAGGAUUGAAGGGGCCAGAGAUAAACAUAAGAAUGGCCGAAGCCAACCAUACAAACAACCACUCAAACUCGGAUGACAACGAGUGCACUGUGAGAGAACAAGACCGCUUCAUGCCAAUUGCUAAUGUUAUCAGGAUCAUGCGCAAGAUCCUCCCUCCACACGCCAAAAUCUCUGAUGAUGCCAAGGAAACGAUCCAGGAAUGUGUGUCCGAGUACAUCAGCUUCAUUACUGGCGAAGCCAAUGAGCGCUGCCAACGUGAGCAACGCAAGACUAUCACUGCCGAGGAUGUGCUGUGGGCAAUGAGCAAGCUAGGGUUUGAUGACUACAUUGAACCCUUGACAGUUUACCUCCAUCGCUACCGUGAAGUGGAGGGUGAACGUGGUUCAAUAAGAGGUGAGCCACUGGUGAAGAGAGCAGUUGAUUAUGGAGCUUUAGGUGUUGCUGCUUUUGCACCGGCCUUUAAUAUGGGGCAUCCGCAUGGGUUCUUUGCGGGUGGAGCCAUGGGAGGAUAUCUCAAGGAUGCAUCCAACGCAGGCUCGUCACAGGCUGCUGUGGCAAAUGGGGAAUCAUACGGGCAGCAUAAAUGA